Molecule: messenger RNA, 3219 nt
Organism: Panicum virgatum (switchgrass)
Lineage: Eukaryota; Viridiplantae; Streptophyta; Magnoliopsida; Poales; Poaceae
Product: paired amphipathic helix protein Sin3-like 4
Exons: 16
Coding region: 893-3016 (707 amino acids)
Biological process (GO): negative regulation of transcription by RNA polymerase II
Cellular component (GO): chromatin; histone deacetylase complex
Molecular function (GO): transcription corepressor activity
Source: RefSeq, a predicted model, not a curated record
GUCCGCCUCUGCACCUUCCCUCCCCUCCCCUCGCGCCAUCGCCGGUGCCGCACCCCGGUGGUUUGGGUUCCUGCCCUAGAGAGCUGAGCUAGGGCGCCGCCGGUAGCCCUCGUCUUCUUCGCCUGCCCCAAGCCUCGCCGCGGCAACCUGGUGCUCCGGCCGCGCAGAUGUUUGUGUGUUUGCUGCCCUGGUAGACCCUUUUGUGCGUCUGAAGUGCCUGCGGAUGGUCCAGGGAAUGGCGCCUUCCGGCGAGCCCGGUGGUGAAGAUCUGCACAAAAGGGCACUUGAGAACCACCGUAAGGAGACUGUGGGGUUCCUCAUCCUUGCUAAGUCCAUACUCAGCGACAAUGCAUACAAGGAUCUCAUCAAGACAUCACAGGAGAUCGUUAAACGAAGUUCAUGUACUGAAGAUGGAACAACGGCCAAAAAAUGCGAAGAAAUUCUGUUGGAAGUGUUUGCUGGCCAAACUCACGUCCUAAAGGGCUUCCAUCACUUUCUGGCUGGGCGUGAUCCCUUCCACGACCAGGACAGCCAGCAGAGCUUAGAGCAUGCACUCUCUUUCCUUGCGAAAGUGAAGGAGUCCCCUUGUAUAUCCGAUGAAGAUUACAACGAUUUAAUAGCCACCCUGACUCAGUUUAUUGUCACAAAGAUCGUGGGAGUUGAAGACGUUUACAGAAAGGCGCUGCUUGUUUUUCAGUGGUUUCUUCCUAAUAACGAUUUGGAAGGACAACUCAUUUCACAAUCAUUUGUGUUUGUAGGUAACGAGAGCCAUGCAUCAGUGCCCAGAAUUCAUACAAAUCUUUGAAAAUUUUCUGUCUGAUAGCCCAAGGGUGACUCUACCAAAUGAGCAAUCUCACCGAAGUUCAAAGACUACUACUGACAAGGCAGUUUUAUGCUUUACUCCAGAAGUCCAGAUGCAAAUCAUAGCUUGGAUGGUAACCGAACAAAAACAACUUAUAUGAAAUGUAAUGUACCUCAAGUGGGGCAUCCCCACAAUCAAGACCAUGAAGAAACAGAGUACAAUUUCAGGCAGAGACAUACUCAAAGGAUCCUUGAUUGCUUUGAAACACAUACCAAAGGUAAUGGAGAAUCACUUUAUGCACAAGAGUACGAGGGAGACAAGACUGAUCCCUUACCAGAAUGGAGUUCCUCAAGAGAAAAUGAAUUACCCCCAAAAGUGAACCUUGAUAUGUACACACCUUGCACUACUAGCUAUUACCUACUACCAAAGAAUUGUUUAACUCUAAAAUCAGGUUACCGGACCGAGCUGGGGCAGUCUACACUGAACAACACAUUGGUUUCUGCUACCUCUGGGAGGGAGGAUUGCUUUAAAUUCAGAACUAAAAAUCAUUAUGAAGAAAAUAUUUUCAAAUGCGAAGAUGACAUGUUUGAGAGUGACAUGCUAUUGCAGCGCUACAAAGCAACCGCCGACUUUCUUGGAAAUCUGCAAGACAAUGUUGACAGCACUGUGAAAAUUCAAGAGCAUCUAACUCCAUUACAUAGGAGGUGCAUUGAACAAUUAUAUGAUGAACAUGGCCUUGACAUGCUUGAUGCACUGUGGGAGAAAACUGAUACCAGUACAGCUCUUGUCAUUCUACGUUCUCGUUUAAAUCAGAAGAUAGACGAUUUGUCAGAGGCACGGUUAUCUUUGAAUAAAAUGUGCUUCAGUAUUAUUGCCAAUAAUUACCACAGAUCGCUUGACCAUAGAAGCUCCUCCUUCAAACAAUUGGAUAAGAGAAGGAUGAGCCCAAAAGCUUUGCUUGCUGAAGCCAGAGAAAUUAAUAUGGCAAGGUUGAACAAUGGGGAUAAACAUCUUUCGUCUGCUUGCAACAAUCAAUCAAGUUUGAUUUCGGAAAAUGUACCUAAAGAUAUUGAGCUUCACAUCCACAAUGACAUAGACAAGAUGGUUCGUUGUGCCACCAAAAGCUGUCCUGAACAAAAGCUAAUGAUGAUUUGGAAAAAAUUAGUUCAACCAUUUGUUUCUGUUAAUUGUCAGUUACCAGAAUUGAAUGGCACUGUAGGCCCCAAUCAAGCUUGUGAACACUGUGGUCUUGGCAAAAUUUUUCUCAAGAGCAUCCCUGAGUCUUCAUGUGCUAAUAAUAUUCCUUUAUCUUCGAUGAGAGGUGGAUAUCCUGUAAAUACAGCCAAUAGGUCUGUUUCUAUACACGACGCUUGUCAGACAGAGAUCGAGGAGGGUGAAUUCAUACCUGAUGUCGGAAACAUCGAGUUAGGGUCCAUGCUUGAACCUGGGAAUGGAGCAGCAAGUUAUAGCGUUCCUGAUCCCAGUGAAGCUGGGUUGAGUUUUCAGUGCCCAGGCAGUAGUAUUUAUGAUCAGGGUAAUAAAUCUGGAGUGCAUCAUGAAUCAAGAGAAGGCUGCAAUGUUGAAAUGGGAAGUUUAGCAUGUUCCAAGAGACCAGCCGAACCGCUUGAUGUGAACGGCAGUAUACCUUGCUGUUCUCUGGUUGUGCUCUUAAGGCUUCACCAGAUUUUGUGUGAGAGACUACUAGUAGCAAAGGUUCUUUCGGCAAAAGUGAGGGAUAAAUCUUCUCGAGGUUCAGGCACUUGUGAUGUAUAUGCAGGGUUUAAGGAGGAACUCUUUAACCUACUAACAGGCUCUACUAACAGUUCGAGCUUUGAGAAGUACUGCCUGGCUUUCCUUGGGCCGAAAUCAUAUGUACUCUUUACUCUAAACGAGGUGAUGGGCCGAGUUAUCAAGCAGCUCUGCAAAAUUUGUCCAGGUGCUGAAGACAGCUCGCUUCUUCAGCCCCGUGAGGGAAUGAAAGGACUAGACCCAUCCAAAUAUAUAUCCCGCCAUCAACAUGCAAGAAGCUCUCCGACUCGUCCAACAAAUGGAUCACUGGAGCAAGAUCAUCAUGAGGAGGGAGAGAAAGGUAGCAAGCCUCUCGACGACACUGUGAAGCCGAUGCAAAACCAUUUUCAGAGAAGGAAAAAGCGGAAGCUGGAGGCGGGUAUAGCGAGCAUAUCUCAGCCUGGCGCAGAUGAUUUAAUCUCGUAGCUCCCGGAUGGAACUCGUAGUAGAAUAGCUGUUGUACACAAGUUUUUGUACCAAACCCAUCAUGUAAAUAUAUGCUUGGGUGUAGUGUGUUAAAGCCCAUAUAGCGCCCAUAAGGCCAUAAGGUCUUCUACUUAUUGUCUCCUCUAAUGGGAAGAUUAUCUUAUCAAUCCUCCAAGGUUAGUAACGUAGUGUAGCAAAGCAAA